ACCCCGUUCCAGUCUCAGUCCGGAGGACACCACUAUAAAAGCCAGAGCGAAGUGGACUUCAACACCAGACCCUGUCAAACACACUCACCAUGAAGUUCGUGAUCCUCGCCGCCCUCGCCGCUGUGGCUGUCGCCGCACCCAAGCCUGAUUACGCUCAGUCGUCCCAUGAGAGUGUCGAGGUAAUACCCAUCCUGAAGGACGUCCGUGUUCACGAGGAAGAUGGCAGCUACAACUUCGACUUGGAGACUGGCAACGGCAUCGUCCUGUCCCAGGCUGGUACUCCUACCGGUCCCGAUGGAUCUGUGGUGAAGGCUGGCUCCUAUUCCUACACCGCUCCUGACGGCACCCCAGUUCAUGUGAAGUUCGUCGCCGACGAGAACGGCUACCAGCCCCAGUCUGACCUGCUGCCAGUGGCUCCCGCCUUCCCCCACCCAAUCCCUCAGUUCGUGCUGGACCAGAUCGCCUUCGCUGCUGCAGAGGACGCUGCCCGUGCCCGUGGUGAGCUGUCCGCUGAGUCCUCUGAGGAUGGUCCAUCCUUCAGCUACGGCGCCCCCUAGGAGCUUCAGUUUUUGGAUGCUAAUAUCCCGUUCAUGAAGUUCUUAUGUAUUUAUUCUAUUUAUUUUGGUAAUAGAAUAUAUUAUUUUUAACAAAAAAAAUGGAUUUCCUUUCUCUUUCCCCAAUUCUCACGGAGUUUCACAACUUCAUUUUGCCAUUCAUUGUUACACUUUAAUAUUCCAUGUAAUGUGCAUUAGUGACUUUUUUAUAUGAAGUACAAGUACAGCAGUUGAUAAAUGACACCAGUAGCGAUUCAAAGUAUAUUUCUCACUAAGUUAUAUAUUAUAUAACUUAGUGAUAAACAUAUUUACACACCUACUCCUCUGCUCUCACCUCAGUCUUUAUCACAACACAUUCCACUAUUGUUGUUUUUGUUACGGUAUUGGCUUCUACAGGAGAUAUCUUCUAAUGAUACAGAUGUUGAUGAAGUGGAGCGGAGUGGGUCAGACUUAUGAGCUGGGUCACCACUUAUGUGGAACUAUGAAAAUCUCAUAAUUUUUACCCAAUUAUCAGAGAGUAAUUACAUAAACACUGAUUCCUCUUA
Homarus americanus (American lobster) is the source of this 1099-nucleotide messenger RNA. Its product is annotated as cuticle protein AMP1A-like. The coding region runs from base 90 to 557 and encodes 155 amino acids. Lineage: Eukaryota; Metazoa; Arthropoda; Malacostraca; Decapoda; Nephropidae. Gene Ontology annotation, cellular component: chitin-based extracellular matrix. The record is from RefSeq and is a predicted model, not a curated record. Gene Ontology annotation, molecular function: structural constituent of chitin-based larval cuticle. The transcript has 3 exons.